Paralichthys olivaceus (Japanese flounder) is the source of this 1048-nucleotide messenger RNA. The record is from RefSeq and is a predicted model, not a curated record. NCBI's taxonomy places the organism in Eukaryota, Metazoa, Chordata, Actinopteri, Pleuronectiformes, Paralichthyidae.
GCACUUGGAGCAUGCGCCCGCGGGCUCGUGGAGGGACCUGAGCACGAGCCCUGUGACGUCACGGGCUCCGGUCAGAGCGCGCGGGGCUCCGGUGUGUGUGUGACGCGUGUCUCCGGUGCUACUGCUCGUUUCUUCCCCGCAGAGACGCGAGGAGGCCGGCGGGCAUUUGUCAGAGUCCCGCUGUGUGGAGACAACAUGUCGGCCUCCAGGAGACAGGCGUGUUUCCUGUGCGACCUGCCCCGGAUGCCCUGGGCCCUGAUCUGGGACUUCACCGAGCCCGUGUGCCGCGGCUGCGUCAACUACGAGGGCGCGGACCGGGUCGAGUUCGUCAUCGACACCGCCCGGCAGCUGAAGCGGGCUCACGGCCUCCAGGACGGCCGCUCCCCGGGUCCGGGGAAGCCCCAGCACGCCGGGAAGGACAUCAACCACUCGGCAGGAGACUCCGGCUCCCGUCCCCCGCAGCCUCUGGACCGCUACCCGCUGUCUGACCGGCCUCCGCGGCUGGGAGCGGAGUACCAGGCGGGCAGGUCGGCGAACGGCCUCCCGGUGCCGAACGGAUUUCCGAAACCGGACGAGCCUCCCGAGCUGAACCGUCAAAGCCCGAACCCCCGCCGGACCAGCACGGUUCCUCCCAGCCUGGUGCCUCUGGUGAACGGAGUCAUUCCCACCGGCCAUCCGCUCAACGGCCGCCCGGCUCACAUGGCUCUGCCCGGGGCUCUGGUGGCGCACGGCCCCGGGGAGCACGGGAAGCGACCCGAGGAGCCGAGAGACAAACACCGGCCGGACAUGUCCGACAUGUCGGACAAGGAGUGGACGGGCAAAGGUAGAACCGUGCGGGACCUGAUGGCGCUACACACGUUCGAUAGCCGGUUGAAGAAGGAGCAGGCCGCCAUGCACAGGCUGAUGGGAUAUGAACCCGGGGCCGCAAAGACAGGUACGAUGUUUGAGGAAUACCGAACUCACGUAAGACACCACGUCAAACCACGUGUCUGCAGCGGACACGCUCAUCUCGUGCACGAGUUUUGACACUGGACACGUGUUUGAAUUA